GCAGACGCCUAACCAAGCCCUUUGAUCCCAGAGCAGGAGAAAGUCACCGUAAUCGAGAAUGGUGAGAUCCGCAUCAACGGCAAAGGGAAGAAAAUGCGCAAGCCCCGCACCAUCUACUCCAGUCUGCAGCUCCAGGCACUCAACCAGCGCUUCCAGCAAACCCAGUACCUGGCCCUCCCGGAAAGAGCGGAACUGGCGGCGCAGCUGGGGCUGACCCAGACACAGGUCAAGAUCUGGUUCCAGAACAAACGCUCCAAGUACAAGAAGAUCAUGAAGCAGGGCCCCAGCGUUCAGGAAGGGGAACCCCUCCACAGCUCCUCCUCCUUGUCCCCCUGCUCACCCAGCCUGCCCCCGCUCUGGGACGUGUCCAUGGCGGGCAAAGUAGCCCCGCUCCCUCCCAACAGCUACUCCUCUCCUUGUUGCAGGUCAAGAUCUGGUUCCAGAACAAACGCUCCAAGUACAAGAAGAUCAUGA
Messenger RNA from Pelodiscus sinensis (Chinese soft-shelled turtle), 474 nucleotides. The record is from RefSeq and is a predicted model, not a curated record. Lineage: Eukaryota; Metazoa; Chordata; Testudines; Trionychidae.